AUGGCAGACCUCACCAGUCUGUCAGAUGCCCAGGCUAUCCUUUUGGCUUGCGAGCUCUGCGCCGCUGGCAAUGUGAAUGCAUUGCCUCGCCUACACCAGCAAUUUCCUACGUCACUCACCACCGAGCGCCUGUUCCGCAUUAUUCUGUCCUUUCUGCCAGAGACUACACCUCCGGCUCAAUACACGCCGGUUCUCGAUGAAUUAAACCGAAGCGAACCUGCGAUAGCGAACAACGAGAAUAUAGAUCUAUCGUCGAUCAAAGAUGUCGAGGAGCCAGUGGCCCGAAAACGCGUUCGGCGGCUGCGCUUGCUGCCACUUCAAUACAGCCCUGACGAGAAUACGACUGAGUCGGCAAGCCCCUUGACAGAGUUCUUGAUCCAUCGCGCUCACAGAAUAGAUGCGGAAACCGGUCUGCAGACGUUGAUUCUGGAGCUACUAAUGCCAUUUUACGACCGUUCCGAGACUCUUCGACAAUUCCUUGUAUCUUUAGUUCUACCACUCUUACGCUCGAAUUACGAAUACUACCCAGAAAAUGAAGAGAAGCUGUCCCUACAUGUAUUUGACUCUCUAGACGCCGCAACCGGCAUCAAUAUCCUACUUUCAAUGACUGGCACAGACCCGGCAGCAACCGAUCUGGCGCAGAACCUGAGAGGACUCGUAGGACCGUGGAUCUCUGGAGGAGUUUCAUCGAAGAGACGCAAACUCAGUCAUGCCGAUGAAACUGCGUCUACUGCGGUAGAAACCGUGGACCAGGCCUGGCAGACUGUCAAUGAAUGGCUUUUGUCCCGAAGCUUGGUGGACUUUGAGAAUGUCGCCAGCGGUAUUCUUGCUUGGGACGGGCCUGAGGAUGUGGAUUUGGGCGGCUAUUUACAGAGAGAACAGUCUCUGGAGGAAUCAGAUCGAUUGAGAAUAUAUUAUGGGCAGACAGGGCUUGCCAUCAUUUAUACGACAGAUCCAGACAGAGGCUCGCUUGAUACCUCAUUCCAAAUCAUAUCAAAGGUGGCAAGCUUGCUCCAGCUUGAUACUGGUGCCCAAAUCAAAUUCGAUGAUGAUUCCUUGCCUCGUUUUACCAUAGAUAUCAGCGAAAUUUCAACCGCAUCCAAAGCAUUGCUAUUACAGAACGCUCUCCUGAAACCCAACAAUUUGCUGACUACGCCCACGGCGCAAGCUGUGGGUUUCUUGCAAACGAUACUCGUCUCGUUACGUCUUUUGCGUUCUUUUGGAUACCAUAGUUCCUGCAGAUCGGCUGCAACGGUUUGUCUCCAGAAUAGCGAAGAAGCGCAAGCUUUGGAGAUCCAUGGUGUUAUAGAUAUGAUUGUCAAACAGACAAAGCCAGGACAAGAUUGGAGACGAAUUCGAGGCCAGAUAUUAUGGCUCCGAGACUGGCGGGGAGUACCACAAGAUGCUGUAGACCAGACACAAGAACAAUACCAUGGUCUUUUCUGGAGAGUUUCUCGGACUAGCGUCGAAACAGAGCUUCUACGAGCAAUGAUCACUGCGGGUGAUUAUCAAGCUGCCGCAGAGAUCUAUACCGGAGUAGACUCUCCUCUUGACUCAACGCAAGUUGAAGCAGCUGUUGUCGAAACCAUCAUAACUUUCUAUGACACGGCUAGCAAUGGCAACAAAACUCGUGGGAAAGUGAAAAGAGCUGUUGAUGCAAUCCGGGCAUUUCAACCCCAUUUCCCAAAUUCCAACUCACUUAAAGAAAUCUCGGCCCUCAUCUCCGCCACACAUGCCAUAUCAUUCUAUUCUUUGACAUUACAACACGGCAUUCCCUUCCAGCCCGUCAGCAUUCGCGUGCACAACGACCCCCUCUCUCUAAUCGAGAAAGUGCUAGACCAAAACCCCAAGAGCUACACCCAACUCGACGACCUUUUAUCCAUUGGUCGAGGCUUUAUCGCCGCCGGUCUGCCUCUACCCCUACCUGGAGACGACCUACGCUGGAAGACCGCCAAAGUAACACCCGAACAAAAAUCCACCAUCGCCGAGAAGCGCAUCGUCUCCAUGGCCGUCUCCUCAGCCUUGUCAUCAGACGACUUCGGCACUGCAUACUCCUACAUCCUCACCCGUCUCACCCCUCCCUCCCUAAUGCCCACCACGACACCUUCCUCCCUCACCUCUAUCCACGACGACAUAUCCUGGCGCGCCGCCUACAACGCCGGCCGCCACCGCUCCUCCACCACUACCCCUCUGACCACCCAAAUCUCCACCCUCUCCCAACGCCUCGAACUCCUCUCCCUCUCCCUCAUCCUCGCUCCAAGUCCCGACCCCCUCCCCGAAAUCCUCGGCGCCUGGCGCCGCUGCGACGAGGAACUCAGCACACUCCGCGACCGCGAGGCCCAAGAAGCCGAAGCAUGGGACCGCAAGGGCGAUAUCACCACCUCACUCUCCAGCCCCUCCACCAUCCCCGGCGGCUUCGGGCCCUCUGACCGCGAACUAGACGCGUACGAAAACGAAAAACAAGCCGCCGCGCGCGUCCGGAACACUAAAAACAGCAGUAGUGGCUACGACGACUCCGCGCCGAUGGGAUUAUUCGACGUUGCGCGCGGUGCUGCGCGUGCGUUUAGCAAGAACAUCCCCCUCCAUCACCAUCAACACGCAAACACAAAUGUAUCACGCACAUCUAUCACCCACGAAUCUUCAAGUUCUCGUACGAGCGAGGAAAUGAGUCGGUCGAUUGGCGAGGUCGGCGGGGGCGAGAGGGUGCGGAAGAGGGAUGUGGUAAGUAAUAUGGUGACGGGCGGGUUGGCGAGUGGGAUCGGGUGGGUGUUGGGGGCGCAGCCGGUGAGUGAGAGUGAAGGGAAGGAGAGGGAGUAA
Messenger RNA from Talaromyces proteolyticus, 2817 nucleotides. Its product is annotated as Sec39 domain-containing protein. Lineage: Eukaryota; Fungi; Ascomycota; Eurotiomycetes; Eurotiales; Trichocomaceae. The transcript is spliced from 3 exons. Gene Ontology annotation, biological process: retrograde vesicle-mediated transport, Golgi to endoplasmic reticulum. The record is from RefSeq and is a predicted model, not a curated record. The coding region runs from base 1 to 2817 and encodes 938 amino acids.